Colletotrichum siamense is the source of this 1080-nucleotide messenger RNA. RefSeq lists its product as uncharacterized. The transcript is spliced from 3 exons. Bases 1 to 1080 code for a protein of 359 amino acids. The record is from RefSeq and is a predicted model, not a curated record. NCBI's taxonomy places the organism in Eukaryota, Fungi, Ascomycota, Sordariomycetes, Glomerellales, Glomerellaceae.
AUGGCACCCAAACGCAAGCGCAAGGCCACGGUCAAGACCUCGCAGGCUCCCAAGGACCCUGCUGUGACCUGCUUGACAGAGAAGGGUGCCGCCAGUAACCAUCUCCAAGUAUUGCCUGGAGAGAUCCGCCUGAUGAUCUACUCUUUGGCAGUAGUACAAGACGAACCCAUUCGGCCUGUCCAAAUCGAACACAGGUCUAACAAGUUCAAGACUGCUCCACUGCUGCCGAAAUCGCGACAACAAGCAGUACGCACCUUUACCAGCUUACUUCUCAGUACUCGAUUCUUUUAUGAUGAAAUCUUGGCCCACCCGUUCUUCUACAGAGAAAACGAGUUCGCCUUUCCUUCAGUGACAUCGUUGCACAUCUUUCUUUCGGCUCUGACGCCAGCUCGUCGCUCUUCGCUAUGCCAAAUACGCCUCGGCAUCAUCUCGUGGUGGGGGGUUUGCCUGCACGGAGAAAAGACUGUGUCACUGACAGCAGACAUGCUGUCUCACUGUACCUCGCUGCGUAGUCUGAAGGUCGACAUCGGCAUUACCACCGGCAUCUUGUAUCCGACGCCAGCGACAUGGUUCGCAAACCGUCGACAAUCGGGGCCUACUUCCUGCAUGAUCAGUCCCAAUUCCAAGCCAUGGGCUGCACUACGACGCAUUAGAAACCUACGGCACUUUGAAGUGUCAUUGCGAUGCCGCUUCUGCGAAGAUUCUCUUGUUGCUGGCUUGAUAUCGGGUCCUGUUAUCUGCCAAAGCCAUCAAUUCCACAAGGACAGAAAUAAUCUGGAACAGGAGAUACAACUUCUUCAUGUCGCCUUCUUGGAGAUAGCAAAGGAUGUUUGCACAAAAAGUGCAGCGAUCCCUGUGAGCGGAAGGCGACUGACAGAGGUCCUGGCCGCUUCAAGACUCGAUUUUUACGGUGAAGAUAGGGUCCGGCAAGAUCUACAGGCCGGCAUGGUAUCCAGCAGAACUCGAGGACGGAUGAAGCGUCUGGAGACCGCAGGCUCUACUAAUGGGGUUAUACCCGGUGCCAAACUUAACCCCAAAUAUCUCGAGGUGGAUGAGUACCAGGGUGAGGAGGACCAGUAA